Messenger RNA from Quercus robur (English oak), 750 nucleotides. RefSeq names its product TMV resistance protein N-like. NCBI's taxonomy places the organism in Eukaryota, Viridiplantae, Streptophyta, Magnoliopsida, Fagales, Fagaceae. The transcript has a single exon. The record is from RefSeq and is a predicted model, not a curated record. The coding region runs from base 238 to 750 and encodes 170 amino acids. Gene Ontology annotation, biological process: signal transduction.
UCCUUUUUCCUUCUCUCUCCCGCAAUCUUACCCUAGAUCUAUUCCUCCCUUUCUUUGCAACGCUAGCCGAAAUCCUAUUUCUCCCUUCCGAGAUUGGCUGGUCAACAGCGCUUCACCUUACGCACUGAACUGAAAUCUAUUUAUUGUUUCUUUUUUUCUGGUUAUCUUAAUUUGGUGAUUUCUCUUUUCUCUUUUGGAAACUCUUGGUCAUUGAUCCAAUUGCUUACAAUUCCUCUUAUGGCCACUCAAACCGCCUCCUCCUCUUCUCCGAAAUACGAUGUCUUCCUUAGUUUUUGUGGUGUUGACACCCGCAAGAAUUUUACCGACCAUCUCUAUUUUGCUUUGAAACAAAAAUACAUUAUUACCUUCAGGGAUGAUGAGAAACUUGAGAGGGGAAAGUAUAUUUCUCCGGAACUCUUGAAAGCAAUAGAAGAGUCCAAGUAUGCAAUCGUCGUCCUCUCAAGAAACUAUGCUUUUUCAAGGUGGUGCUUGAUUGAACUAGCAAGGAUCGUUGAAUGCAUUAAAGAGACCGAGUUGACAGUUUUGCCCGUCUUUUACCAUGUGGAUCCCUCUCAUGUGCGGAACCAGACGGGUGCUCUUGCUAAGGCCUUCGAUAAACAUGAGAAAGAUCCUAGGGUUAACGCAGAGGAAGUGCAAGCGUGGAAAGCUGCUUUGAAAGCAGUGGGCAAUAUCUCUGGAUGGCAUGUAAAUGAUAGGUAUCAUUUGUCUUUUGCAGAGUACUUUUGUUAA